Molecule: messenger RNA, 6495 nt
Organism: Bubalus bubalis (water buffalo)
Lineage: Eukaryota; Metazoa; Chordata; Mammalia; Artiodactyla; Bovidae
Gene: GDNF
Product: glial cell derived neurotrophic factor
Exons: 2
Coding region: 3330-3830 (166 amino acids)
Biological process (GO): negative regulation of neuron apoptotic process; positive regulation of branching involved in ureteric bud morphogenesis; peripheral nervous system development
Molecular function (GO): receptor tyrosine kinase binding; glial cell-derived neurotrophic factor receptor binding; growth factor activity
Source: RefSeq, a predicted model, not a curated record
GAGUCUUUUCCAAUGAGUCAGCUCUUCUUAUCAGGUGGCCAAAGUCUUGGAGCUUCAGCUUCAGCGUCAAUCCUUCCAAUGAAUAGUCAGAACUGAUUUCCUUUAGGAUUGACUGGCUUGAAUGAUACUUCUAGCUAAUUCCCUGAAGAGUAUUUGAGAGUCCAGUGAAGUCAUUCACUGAGGGGUAGAGAGCCCCUCUUCACUCUGAUGGCAGAAAUCCAUCAGGCAGGCUGGAAUGGCUCCCUUUUACCCUCUUUAUUCUCCUUUCAGCUUUUCAGUCCUUCCUCUUCUUGCCAGGUCUCUCCGGCCCUUCGAGUUCCUUCUACCCAAUGCUCAGUUAAUAGCUUCCCAGGUGGCUCAGUGGUAAAGCAUCCUCCUGCCCAUAGGAGACCCAGGUUCGAUCCUUGGGUCAGGAAGAUCCCCUGGAGAAGGAGAUGGCACCCCACUCCAGUAUUGUUGCCUGGAAAAUCCCAUAGACAGAGGAGCCGGGCGGGCUACAGUCCAUAGGGUCGCAAAGAGCUGGACAUGCCUGAGCAGCCAAACGACAAGAGCAGUGCUCAGCCGGCCCUGGGGAAGGCCCAGGAAAGUCGGAUGCAGGCCCCGCGCGAUUGCCAGGCCCCUCGGACUGCAGACAGGGCCUUUUGGGAAGGAGGGAGUGAGGUUCCUUUGCUUUCCAGGUUCCUCUGGGGUUUCCCCUGAAAAACCACCCACCUUUGUUAAUACCACAAGGGAUAUUUUCCCUUUGUGUGCGCUUAGUUUCACUGGGUAACUUUCUCACCCUCCCCAUAAAGUGUUUUGUAAGGACAGUAGCAGGGCCCCUGGCGUGCACUCUUGAGUGUGGGUGUUUACAGCCGGCUGUGCAGUGCUUUCAGCUCACACCGGGUAUUCAUGGAUUAGCCGACAAAUGGACACCCUACUGGGUGUUUUCCUGACUUAGAAGCAGAAGAAUGAACAUUUUCCCCUCAGGGGAGCCAUUUCUGUAUUACCAUAAAAUUAUUAACAUCACUAGAAUAAGAGCAUGGACCACAUAGGUGGAAAUCAGAGCAAUUGGAAUCUGAAUAACAAAAUGAAUAUAGUCCAUCUUUCCUGAGUGAAAGUUUUUGAGCUAUUUGUAUUCAUGGAGUAAUUUCAAUUACAAUGAUGAUAAGUUUUCUUAGUUAAAUUGUAGGAUAAAUAGCCAAGAAAUGGUAUUUCUAAGACGUAUGUGUGAUGUUGGUCAAAGUAGGCAGAGAUGGUAAAUAAAAUGGCAUUUUGGUUGGGCAAAGUGGCCUUUAACAGUAUAUCCAGAACUCCUUUUUCUGAAUUUUGAACUGGUUGGUCUUUUCUUCUGCCUUGAGAGGAUCCAGAAAUACUUUUUCAAAUGACAAAACACUGGUGUUUUUAUAACACAAAUACUUUACAAAUAAACCCAUGUCAUGUUUUAUUACCAGCCAGCCACUGGUCAUGAAGAGUAACUCCAGUAACUCCAGCAGUGGUCACGAGGACUUAGUAAAUGGCCUCAGCUGGUGGCUGUUCAUAGAAUAGAUGCCGUGGACCCUUCUCGAAGUGACCAGGAUGGCCUAUCUAAUGCUAGGUGAAUACUCUGUCCAAAAUAGGAAGGCCAGGGUAGUCAUUACAUAGUGCAAGAUAACCUCAGCACUCUACUGCUUAGGGACCCAUGGGCGCUUUUUUAAAAUGAUUUCAAUUGGGUGGCAAAAUCAAAACUUUUAAAUAGCAGAUGACAGAACUUUGAAUUUUUCGGAGAACUGGUACAUCCUCCCAGACCAACACUGUACAUUUCAGAGGUCACAGAAGGUCAGAUUAAAAACAAGGUGCAGUUUCCAAGACAAGCUGUGGGACUCUCACAAUCCAUUUGGCAGCGGUUGCCAUGGAUGAGUCUAGCCUCUGAGUUCUAAGACCUAAGCAUGUUUUCUUAAAUUGUAGAAUAAACAGUCCAGACAUGGUAUGGCUCAUAAGUAUGUAUGACAUUGGUCAAAGUGUGACCUACAUAUGAUAGAAGCAGCAAAAUCAUAAAUAAAUAAAACAGAGAUUUUGAGAACAUGUUUUAUUUUGAAAAAUAAAACCGAUUUUGUUGGCCAUUUGGGUGAGAAGGGCUGGAGGAGCAUAGCCUGUUGGUGUCUGUGCUCUUAGAGAUGAUGGGCUCCAUCUCUGCCUUUCCAGGUGGAGACUGAAAUGUAAGGCUGCCUCCCGCAAGAACCUGGAUAUUUUGAGACUCAGAUACACGGCCCUCUGUACAUAUCCCUUCACCUCUCCUAAAGACGACAUAGGAAGGUGACACUUGGUUAUUUCAAAAGUAACCGAGAUGUUGAGACAAGAGGCAAACAAAAAAACGUUUAGGACUGCUAAAACCUCUUGUGGGGUCUCCUGGGGCCACAGUGGUGGUGGCUGAGCAGAAUAGCGCUGGGACAUCAGCAGAGGUGGUCCUCUCCCUGAUGGGGGUGACUAGAGAUGAGUGUGAGGCAGGGGUUUCCCACUGAGACUCGAGACUGUCCACAUCUUAGGGUGUCAGCACUGGGGAGCCCCCCUCCCACCCCAGAGGGAUAGACGACCUCAGAAGGAUUGCCUAGUCCAAGGUUGCAAGGCUGAGCAGGGACUGACCCCGGAUGGAAUCCCGGGCUCUGUCCUCUCCAGCUCUGCAGUGAGACUUUGUCACUUGGCGCCAGUGUGAGUUUGAGGAGCUUCCGGAGACAGGGCCUCUCUGUCUGAAUCUGCCGCCGCCCUUGGCUGCCGGUUUUCCGGUUUUUACUGGGAAACUGCCAGUUCUGCCUUGGAGUGACAUGCAAGACCCAGGAGCUGGGAGAGGUGCCCCUGACCCGCAUGCUUUUCCCUUUUUGGAGACAAUAUACUGUAUUCUGUGGCCCGUGGCAGCCUAACUUCAGAAUUUACUUAAUGCACCUCCAUGCCUGCUGAACUUUCCAAUGGAAAGUGUUUCUCCCUUCGUGUUCUGAAUGUGGUAAAUGCAUGCAGUGAAAUCAGCCUGCCUUGCCCUCCUUCCAGAGUAAGUUGCCACAGGCUGAGAGCAGACAAGCUGCACCACGUGGAAUUUUUACUUAAACACAGAUAGGCAGCUGGGAGCACUGGAACCAGUCUGAGCUUUGAAACCAAACCGACUGAGUCCACUUUUAUGAGCCACGUGACCUUGGGAAGAUAGAUAUUUAUCUUCUCUGAGCCUGUUUCCUGCUCUAUAAAGUACAAAUACUAUGCAACCCCUGUUUUAACCUUGCAGGGAUGUCAUUGGAGUUCAAGUUCAGGUUGGGACCUUUCUCUUGUGACUAUUAAGUACACCAAGGAAGCCAUCGCUUAUAAUACAGGAUGAUACCAUUUCUAAUAUGAGGAAUUUUAAAGCAAAUAUGCCAGAGGACUACCCUGAUCAGUUUGAUGAUGUCAUGGAUUUUAUUCAAGCUACCAUUCGAAGACUGAAAAGGUCACCAGAGAAACAAAUGGCCGUGCUUCCUCGGAGAGAGCGGCACCGGCAGGGGGCGGCCACCAGCCCGGAGAGUGCCAGAGGGAAAGGCCGGCGCGGCCAGAGGGGCCGAAAUCGGGGCUGCGUCCUCACCGCCGUGCAUCUAAACGUCACUGACUUGGGUUUGGGCUACGAAACCAAGGAGGAACUCAUUUUCAGGUACUGCAGCGGCUCCUGCGAUGCAGCCGAAACAAUGUACGACAAAAUAUUAAAAAACUUAUCCAAAAGUAGAAGGCUGGUGAGUGACAAAGUCGGGCAGGCGUGUUGCAGACCCAUCGCCUUUGAUGACGACCUGUCCUUUUUAGAUGAUAACUUGGUUUACCAUAUUCUAAGAAAGCAUUCCGCUAAAAGGUGUGGAUGUAUCUGACUCCGGCUCCAGAGACCGCUGUGUAUUGCAUUCCUGCUACAGUGCAAAGAAAGGGACCAAGGUUCCCAGAAAAUGUUUGCCCAGAGUGGAAGAUGAGGACCAAGGAGGCAGAGGAGGAGGAAGUGGAGGCAGAGGAGGAGGAAGGCAGCCAUUGUGGGAGCCUGGUGGAGGGAGAUCCAGCUACAGAAAACUGGACAGGAGAGAGAGAAAAGACAGCCGUCCGCCUUCUCCCGGAUGGCAGCUGACGUCACCGGAAGCUCAGGGCCGGUGUCCCUGGUUGGGUGUUGCCAUCGUUUCAUCUGAUACAGUCCACCGCCAUGGGUCCCGGGCGCAGUCGCGGAUGCACUUGAAACCAAACCAGUGUAUCUCCUGUGGUUUGCUUUCACAUGUCUAGAGACACCAGGGAAACGGUCCUCCUGGUGUCAUUCCUUGUCAUUGUUUUACUGCUGAAAGCAAGAAAGGUUUAUUUUUCUGUCACUCAGUGGAGACAUACCCCGGAAAGGAGGGGGAGAAAAAAAAAAUCAAAGAUCCAGGAGAGAUAGUAACCUUUGCUCUGGAAGGUUCAGGCCUGAGGUUUACUCCAACCAGCAUUUUGGGGAACGGUGGGUGAUUGAUUUUGAACAUGGUGUGUGGGGUGGGAAGAAGUUGGCUAGGAACCAAAAAGGCUGUCCUCAUGACUAAAACCAAACCUGAAGGUAUUUCCUUUCUGCCCUUGGAAACAGGAAACCAGUGUGGUUUUUCGGCAGCAUUCUUGCAGGAGAGCGUGCGGGAAGGCCCCCAGCUGCACCGGGGCAGGGAGGCCGCUGGGCUGUCGGUUUACAGAGAGACAGAUGUUACAUACACCCCAGCUCCGUUAUGCGUGGUCACCAGUGACCAGAGAAGCUACUCGAUGCAAUGCAUCUGUUUCAGAUACAGAAAUAUAGAGAAGAUAUUUAUUGAGAUUUAAGUUAUUGUUAUUUAUUACCGUUCACUAAUGAGUUUCUCUCUUUUUUCCCUUAUUUAUUAAAGUUUCUUUUCAAAGGUGCCAAAGUAUAUGUGCUCACAAAAUGCAAAGGAAGGUGGCAAAGGAAAUUUUAAUUGGGGUCAAGGGUCCAUGCUUUUCAAAGUAUUAAAAAGACUUUCGCUAGGCAAAAAUCACUUACUUUACCUUUUUAAGAAAAGCCCUUGUGUGAUUCCACCCCCCUCUACCCCCCAGGUCUCAGCAUCUUACCUGGUUUUAUAUGUUAGAGAGGAACAUGUCAGAAGGAACAUUUCUGAUGGGCCUUCCUUUUCAGGAGCAGUGUGUGGAGACCGUGGCAUUUGCCCUCAUUUCUACAUGGUUCCCUGUCCCAGCAGACAGGCCAUGUGCUCCAUUUCCUGCUGUGUUGAAGCUCUCACCCUCCCAUCCACAUGUAUCUAUCUGUGAUAUGCAUAACCACAUAUGUCAAAGGUUAAAGUCUCUUUAGUAGGUGGUGCUGGACUCAAUGUUGACCUCAAAGUAACAGUUCUCUCAAGUAGCCGGGGUUCUGCCCUGAUAGUGGAGACUCUUCCCCUAUCCUUCCAUCCAUCCACUACCUUCUUGAGAAACACGUCUAGGCCCAGCAUAGCCAAGGAGUGCUGCAGACCUUCUGGAAGUGGGGUCAGCCUGGUUGCCAUACAAGCCACCAGGGGCUGCCCCCAUACACCUGACUCCUCCUCAGAAGAAGGUGGUCGGGAAGGGUGGAUGUGGAAGACGGGCCCUGGCCCAGCCUCGGCAUGCCUGCCCCACCACAUGGAUACUGAAAGCCUUUGACAGGGCAGGGACACAGGGUGAGAAAAGCUAUCUCAGCCACCAGGUCAUGGAUUUGUCUGGUCGCUGCUGCCAUGCUCAAUGCACUGGGCCCUAUUUUAAGAGCUUGUGACAUAUCUCAUAAGAGGGAUUUUUAUCAAAGAGGUUAUCUAUCACUACAUCACUACCUUAGUGGCUAUUAGCUCAAGUGGUACAGAUUUGGCAAAUAAAUAGCCUACUGGCCUCCCUCAAAUAAUCAUGUAAAUUUUACCAAGUAAUCAAGAAGCACCAGACAUCCCUUCCCCACCCCCACCCCCAAGGACCCAAGCUGCCCAUCACUCUGCCCGCUCUGUUCUUUCUGCUCCCCUUGCACGACUCGGAAAUAGAGGAAAAGGGCCUGCCUCUCACCUUCUCUUGGGGCCUAAGGAGGGGAACUUGCUGAGGAAUGGCCUGCUCAAAAUAGGGACAGGUCGAGCUGACCGGUUGUUCAUGAAGUGCAAUUUGAUGCAGCCCCAGAUCAUCUGUCCAAUUCAGAGAGUCCUGGCAGGUCUGGUGGCCGGCGUCCCCAGGGGUCAGCCUUAGCCCCAGCUCCCUGUGGAGACUCUCUGCCCACAGGGGCGGUAGGAUUCAGCGGAUGCUGACAGCUCCUUCCCAGCAUCACCUACACACCAUAAGCAGGUUUUCACUGAGGCAAACCACUCCGCCAAAGCCACAAAAGGGUAAAGUUUGUGAUUUUUUCUUUAUUGUUGCGAUUACCAUCUGAUCCAGUAAGGAGUGCACUUCUUUGGAAGUUCUCACUACUCUGAUCUGUCUCAGUCGUUUGUGUUAUACAACCAAAGUUCUCUACAGACUUUAUUUUUGUACAAUAUUAUUUUGUAACUUUUUACAAAUAAAAACUCAUUUCUAUUGCUCUCUCUA